ACUUAAAUACAUUUUAUUUAAAUAGAAGCGUCAAUUCAAAUUCAGAGUAGUGUCUUUUAUGCAAGUUCAAUUAUUAAAGGCGUUGUCUUUCGCUAAAAUAUAACUAUUUGUAAUCCUUAAAAAUGUUAUCAUUUACACUGCCUAAAAUUUGUUUAUUUAUUUUUUAUUUCGUAUUGCUCAUUAAAGCAGAAAAGAGUAGUAAGAAUAAAAGGGAUAUUUUAAUUAGUCUUUUCAAAAAUCCUGGAUGGAAAAAUUUAAAUGACGUACAUAAAGUUUCACUUAGAAAAAAAGAUUAUUUUUUAGAAAAGAUUAUUGAUACUUCUAAUAUAAAUAUAGAUAAUACCAAUACUAAAGUAAGAGCUGCAACUCUCAUACUUUCUUGUUCGUAUGCGAAUGAUUUGAAGAUGAUUUUUUUUAUUCUCCAACAUUUUUGUGAUGCUUGCGAAAAUUUACCUGGAAAAGAUAAUGAUAUAACAAUCAAGUUCAAUUGCUUAAUGAGACUUGUGAAAUCAAUAGAAAAUCUAAAACUAUUAGCUACGUUAUUAAAAGGAACAUUAUACCUGUUGGAUUUAUUACAUGUAUAUCGAUGGAAUACAGCUAAAAAGACUGAUUUUUUUUUUAAUUAUUUGUUAAUUAAACUAACAGAAGUUCAAAAAAUUUUAGAAGCACAUCCUCCUUCAACUACUGAAUCAAUGAAAAAUUUACUUUCACUCGGAGUUAUUGAUGUGUUUGUAAAAGACAUUGAGAGUAACAUUGAUAAACAUAUAAAUUUAUAUUGUAAAUUGGUACCUCACGAUUUAGAUUCAUUAUGGAAAAAUUUUAAUGAUGAAUAUAAACAGACUGUUGUUAUAAUUAAAAAACUUCAGUUCUUUGACUUUUUAAGCACAAAACUUAACAUGAAAAUGAAUUCAAUUUUUUUAGAAAAAUAUUUCAAUCUUGGGUUUUUUUAUGACGCAAAUACUCAGAAAAUGUCUAUACCUACACGAUAUUACGACACAGAAAUAGCUUGUUUUAGUACAAUGUUUGAGUAUGAGUCACAUUAUGGCAUUCAAACACAAUUUGAUAUUGAAGCAGAAACGUUAAAUAAAAGUAAAACUGAAGAAAUACCAGAAUUUAUUAAUCUCAUAGAAAAAGAAGAAAAAUAUUCUGCUUCGUCUCAAAACAAUUCUAUAAAAGAAGGACUACACCCCGAUGAUGCUUUAACUGAAAAAAAUGUUGAAUUUAUUGAAAUUGACGAAAAUAAAACUAAAUAUUUUAAAUUUUUUUAUUAGUGACUAACCAAUUUUUUCAACAAUUCUCUUGAAAAAUAUUAAACAUAUUUUAACUUAAAUAUAUGUCACAAAAGUUUUUAAAUUAACAUUAUAUUAUUUAUUUUAUAAACAUUUCUGUAUGUCUAAUUGAUCAUUAUUAUUAUUAAUAAAAACAAUUAUUGUGUUAAUAAUUUAA
Messenger RNA from Daktulosphaira vitifoliae (grape phylloxera), 1446 nucleotides. RefSeq lists its product as uncharacterized. Lineage: Eukaryota; Metazoa; Arthropoda; Insecta; Hemiptera; Phylloxeridae. The transcript has 5 exons. The record is from RefSeq and is a predicted model, not a curated record. Bases 123 to 1271 code for a protein of 382 amino acids.